AUGUGCCGGCUAAGCUCUAUUAGCAUCCUUGAUUUGUCCAAGAACAAGUUGUCUGGUGUUAUUCCGCCAUGUCUGAGCAAUUUGAGCGAUAGCCUCUUCGUCUUGAGUUUGAAUGGCAAUGAUUUAUAUGGAAGAUUUCCUCAAUUGCAAAAUGACGUAUGUGGGUUGAAUAUGAUAGAUGUGAGUGAUAACCAGCUACAAGGGUUGUUGCCAAGGGGAUUAGCUAAUUGUAGCAAUCUGGAAUUUCUCAAUAUUGAAAAUAAUCAGAUUGUCGACACCUUUCCUUCAUGGAUGGGCUCGCUUUCUUAUUUGAAGGUGCUCAUUUUGCGUUCCAAUAGAUUUCAUGGAGCCAUAGGGGAACCUAAAGCUCGUGACCAAUUUCCCAACCUACGAAUUGUUGAUCUAUCUAUGAACAACUUCUCGGGUAGCCUUCCAUCUGAAUACUUUGAUAUGUGGAGUGCCAUGAAAGUCCACGAUGCAGAUGAUGCACACUACUAUGGAACUCUUGUGGUCAAUGUCCUCCAUCGUAUUUCCCUGGAUGAUGGAAAGUACGACUACUCGAUGACAAUAAUCAACAAAGGCAUUUUAUUGGAGUACAAAAGGAUAUUGGCAUAUCUCAAUGUGAUUGAUCUUUCGAGCAACAACUUUAUUGGGGAAAUCCCGAAUUCUAUUGGAAGUUUAACUGAACUUCGGAUGCUCAAUCUCUCCAACAAUGCUCUUACUGGCUCCAUCCCUUUGUCCUUGGCAAAUUUGACCGAACUGGAAUCUCUUGACCUUUCAAGCAAUAAGCUCUCGGGAAUGAUCCCUCCAGCACUAGCCCAACUCAGUUUCCUUGCUUUCUUCAAUGUCUCGGACAACCAUCUUUCUGGGCCCAUACCUCAGGUGAACCAGUUCCAUACAUUCGAGAAUGACUCCUAUGGAGGGAACUUAGGACUGUGUGGAGUUCCUCUGACAAAGAAAUGCGGAAAUCUUGUUGAAGCGCCCCCGCACCACCAUCUGGUGCAUUUGCUGAAGAGAUUGAUUGGAAGAUUGUCCUUGAUGGGUUUUGGAAGUGGGCUGGUCAUCGGCGUGGUUAUGGGGCUAAACACGACUUCUAGAAUUGAGCGUCGGUUCCUGAGGUUCUAUAGAGGAUGGCAACGAAGACGGAUGCACCAAAUAAGGUUUGUGUGA
Messenger RNA from Eucalyptus grandis, 1170 nucleotides. RefSeq names its product receptor-like protein 54. The record is from RefSeq and is a predicted model, not a curated record. The coding region runs from base 1 to 1170 and encodes 389 amino acids. The transcript has a single exon. Gene Ontology annotation, molecular function: protein binding. Lineage: Eukaryota; Viridiplantae; Streptophyta; Magnoliopsida; Myrtales; Myrtaceae.